Anolis sagrei ordinatus is the source of this 846-nucleotide messenger RNA. RefSeq names its product transmembrane protein 218 (gene TMEM218). NCBI's taxonomy places the organism in Eukaryota, Metazoa, Chordata, Lepidosauria, Squamata, Anolidae. The record is from RefSeq and is a predicted model, not a curated record.
GAGAUUGCUUUGCAGUUUUUGGCGAGAGGAGUAGGGAGGCGUCUCCGGCGGGGUCGCUGCUCUCUUUCCCGUCUUCUUUCUCCCACAGGAUGCCUGGCACAGUGCUUGGCGUUGGGCCAGGAGUAUUCAUUUUAGCACUGCUCUGGGUACUGACCUUGCUGCUGUGUGUGAUGUUAUCCAGAGCUUCUGGACUCGCUAGGUUUUCUGUCAUUUUGGUUUUCUUUGCUGCUGUGAUAAUCACGUUGGCUCUGUUGCUUUUUCCUCGUGCCAGUGAGCUGCCAACCCCAGCUACAGAAAUUAAGAUUGUAGACACGUUCUUCCUUGGCCGUUUCGUCCUACUCGCCAUCUUGAGUAUGAUUUUCCUUGGAUGUCUGUUCUUAGUUUUGAUCCACCACGUCUUGCAACCUGUCUAUGCCAAACCCAUGAGAGCCAUUUCAUGAGACGGUGAACAGUCCCCCAAACCACUUUGCAAUGCUCUGGCCUUGGAAACAGACUUUUUUUGUAACAAAUGGGACAAGAUUAUCUGUGAUCCAAUCAAAUUUGCUACUAUUUUAAAAACCUUUUUAAAAUUGGGUUGAUUGUACUUGUUAUGUGAUAUCCUGAUUUUUGCAGGAUACAACACGUUGCUAAAUCGGCUUAAUAAAAUAUGGGAAUAUGGGUUCUAAGACUGCUUUUCCCAUUGUAUUUCCACUGAAUUCAUCCUCCCUGGAAAACUGUUUUCUACAAAGAUACAUUUGCUAAGGUAAAGUGUAUUGAUACCAUGUCAGUGUAACAGUUGGUAGUUAUGGUUUCCCCUUUUGCUGUAGCAGUUUAUUCAGUAAAUUCAAAAGUUUUCAAAAUGACUAA